GAAGGGUACCCACGUAGCCGCUCGCGCGCGCCGGCGCAGCCCUUAACCCCGGCCGGCACAGCCCAAGCAUCCCAGCCGCACCACCACCACCACCACCACCACCACCGUCCUUUAAUCUCUGCCCCCACCACGUACUACUCCGCCACCAACAACAUUCCUUCCACUGUCGCCAGCCCUGCCUCACCCGAUGCCGCCGCCGCGCACCCUCGUCGUCCUCGUCCUCGUCCUCGCCGUCAUCGUCGUCGGCGGCGGCGUCGCGGCCCAUGGCCGCCUCCUCGCCUCCGGCGGCCUCCCGGGGCAGGGGAGCGCGUCCGACGCCGCCGUGCUCCGCCUCCCGUCGGCGGGGCGGCUGGGCGGGGAGGCUGAGGAGGGCGGGUGCGAGAUGACCUACGGCUUCCUGCCGUGCACGGAGACGGCGGGGGGCAACCUCUUCCUCGCGCUCGCCUACGGCUUCCUCAUGUUCAAGUCCGCCACCUACCUCUCCGCCGGCAGCGAGCUGCUGCUCGAGAUCCUCGGCCCGGGGAUCGUCGGCGGCCUCUUCCUCCCCAUCCUCGGCGCGCUGCCAGACGCCCUGCUAAUCCUCGUUUCUGGCCUCUCUGGCACUAAGGAGGUUGCUCAAAGUCAGGUUUUGAUCGGAAUGGGCCUGCUGGCGGGAUCGACGAUCAUGCUUUUGACCAUACUUUGGGGAUCUUGUGUUAUUGUCGGUAAAUGUGAUCUGUCAGAGAAUUCAACUACAGUUGAUUCCCAAGAUACCAAAGCCUUCAGUCUUUUGGGCUCUGGUGUUUCAACUGAUUUGCAGACCAGCUAUGCAGCAAGAAUCAUGGCAAUAUCUGUUCUCCCCUUUAUUGUUGUUCAGAUACCACAAAUUCUGAAGCUCCAAUCUGGUCAUCGCUUAACUCUACUGCUUGGGCUUAUAGUUGCAGUGCUACUUCUGCUUACUUAUUGCCUAUACCAGAUCUUUCAGCCAUGGAUCCAGAGGAGAAAAUUAGAAUAUUCAAGACUGAAGCAUGUAAUGUCUGGGCUUCUGAAACAUGCUCAAAUGCAUACUUUUGGUCACCUUAUUGAUGAUGAUGGCACACCAAAUGUUUCUGUCAUAGAGAAGUUAUUUCACAAAAUUGAUCUGGACAAUGAUGGAAUGAUAGGGCGUGGUGAACUACAAGCUUUCAUUGUUGGUGUGAAUUUUGAAGAUAUUGAGUUGGAUAGUAACCUAGCUGCAGACCAAGUCAUGGCUGACUUUGAUAGGUCUCGGAAUAGUUCCAUUGAAAAGGGAGAAUUCGUUGAUGGCGUCCUUAGAUGGCUGGAAGAAGCUAAGCGUGUUGUUGCUGGUUCUGGUGCCUACUCAAAAAAGUUUAUGGAUGAUUUUCACAUUACAACAGGGGAAGAGCAUAAUGCACUGCUUGACAAGCAUGAAGAGGAUGAUGAAUCUAUUGAAAAUCCAACCUGGACAUGCUUCAAGGCUAUUUCACUUUUGCUUCUCGGAACUGCAAUGGCAGCUGCAUUUGCAGACCCACUUGUUGAUGCUGUGCACAACUUUUCAAGUGCUACCAGUAUACCGUCUUUUUUCAUUUCCUUCAUUGCGAUGCCCUUGGCUACCAAUUCCAGUGAGGCUGUCUCAGCAAUUAUCUUUGCCAGCCGAAAGAAGCAACGCACUCUGUCUCUGACAUUCUCAGAGGUGUACGGUGGAGUGACCAUGAACAACACGCUCUGCCUGGCCGUGUUCCUGGCUCUCGUCUACAUCAGGGGCUUAACUUGGGACUUCUCAUCGGAGGUCCUCGUCAUCUUCCUCGUCUGUGUCAUAAUGGGACUCUUCACCAGCUUCCGGACCAUGUUCCCCCUGUGGACGUGCUUCGUCGCAUUCCUUCUGUACCCGCUGUCGCUGAUCUUGGUUUACAUCCUCGACUACAAGUUUGGCUGGUCGUAAACCUGACUUGAAUGGUGAUUAGUUGAUAGGACUGAUAUACGAGGGGUAAAUGUAGGCAUGGAUCACUUCUUUUACUGCUUGUAAACCUCAUCUGGUACGUGUUUCCGGUUGGAUGCGGGCUACGCGCUUUGACAUGUUACAUACUUGGCCAUUGCUAAUAAGUUAAUAUGAACUCUGAUGAGAGGAGAUGA
Hordeum vulgare subsp. vulgare (domesticated barley) is the source of this 2112-nucleotide messenger RNA. Its product is annotated as sodium/calcium exchanger NCL2-like. The record is from RefSeq and is a predicted model, not a curated record. Gene Ontology annotation, molecular function: calcium ion binding; calcium:proton antiporter activity. Lineage: Eukaryota; Viridiplantae; Streptophyta; Magnoliopsida; Poales; Poaceae. The transcript is spliced from 7 exons. Gene Ontology annotation, cellular component: membrane. Gene Ontology annotation, biological process: calcium ion transmembrane transport; intracellular calcium ion homeostasis. The coding region runs from base 188 to 1921 and encodes 577 amino acids.